AUGGGCAUCCUCGACCAGAUCACUCAGGGCGUUGAGAACGUCGCCCUCUCCGAGGAGCGCGAGCGCCGCGAGCUCGGAAACGAGUCCAAGUCGUUCGUCCAGGAGCACAAGGGCCUCGAGAUCGCCGGUGGCCUCGCCGCUGCCGCGGCCCUCGUCGGUGGCGGCGCCUACGCGUACAACAAGCACAAGGAGCACGAGAACCAGGAGCAGCAGCAGCAGCAGGAGGCCUUCCCUGCCGACAACAAGCAGUCCUUUGGCGACAAGCUCGGUGCCGAGUUCUCCCUCCUCGGCAACGAGGCCAAGUCGUUUGCCCAGGAGCACAAGACCGGCCUCCAGGUCGCCGGCGGUAUCGCUGCAGCCGCGGCCGUGACCGCCGGCGGUGUCUACGCCUACAACCAGCACGAGAAGAACAAGGCCGAGGAGCAGGCCGCCGGCACGUACGAGAGCUUUGGCGACAAGGCCAAGGACUUUGGCGGCGACGUCAAGGAGUUUGUCCAGGACCACAUGACGGGUGUUGCGGUCGCUGGCGGUGUCGCAGCUGUCGCUGCUGCCGCCGGUGGCCCGUACGCCUACAACCAGCACAAGAAGGCCGAGGACGGCGAGAACACGCAGCCUCCUGUCGACGCCCAGGGCGAGAACGGCGGCUGGUCGAACGGCAAGAUUGCGGCGGUUGUCGGCGGCGUUGCGGCCACUGCGGCCGCUGCGGGCGGCGUCUACGCCUACAACGAGCACGAGAAGAAGGAGCGUGACGAGGAGCAGCGCCAGGCGGACGACCGCCAGCGCGACGAGGCCGAGGGCCAGCGUGAGGACGCCGAGCGCAACCGCGAGCAGGCCGAGCGCGACCGCGAGAAGAACGACCGCGAGCGCGACAACAACGACAACAACAAGACCGACUAUGAGCGCGGCCUCGAGGAGCACCAGCGCCAGCUUGAUGCCCACCAGCGCGAGACCGAGGCCUACCUCCGCUCGGUUGACGAGUACCAGCGCACGGUCGAGCACCGCGGCCUCGAGCCAUCCCCCCAUGACACGACAGACGACAGGAUACGCGACACACGAGACAUGAAGUAG
Molecule: messenger RNA, 1068 nt
Organism: Vanrija pseudolonga
Lineage: Eukaryota; Fungi; Basidiomycota; Tremellomycetes; Trichosporonales; Trichosporonaceae
Exons: 3
Coding region: 1-1068 (355 amino acids)
Source: RefSeq, a predicted model, not a curated record